This is a messenger RNA of Homalodisca vitripennis (glassy-winged sharpshooter), 939 nucleotides long. RefSeq lists its product as uncharacterized. NCBI's taxonomy places the organism in Eukaryota, Metazoa, Arthropoda, Insecta, Hemiptera, Cicadellidae. The coding region runs from base 1 to 939 and encodes 312 amino acids. The transcript is spliced from 3 exons. The record is from RefSeq and is a predicted model, not a curated record.
AUGAAGAAGAUGCGAUACUGGAGGGCGAUUACCAGAAGGAAGAGGGAGCAAAAGUCGAGAGACAGCUCCCAGCACUGCCUAAGUUAUGUGGAGCCGCCAGAAAACGCAUGGUCUGGUUCCAAAAGAGGGUAUUCCCAAGAAGAAGCCAGGGAAUUGGCCUUAAAACCAAUUCCAGAAGAAAGAAAUAAAAAAUUGAACAAACAAAAGGAGGGAAAGAAACCGAAAAGACCUCACUCUGAUGGAUCCACUCCGGAGGCCCAUCAGAGGAAGAAAACAAGGAAUGAAGGAAAUCAAGGGGAACACAAGGAGCAAUCUGGACAACCCCAGAAACCUUCCUACAAACAAGCGGUAGCUGGUAUAAGGGUAGGGGUUUUGCACUCCAACUUUCCCGAGACCCUACUCACAACCGAACAGAUGGAGAAGAUCCAGAGCUUCAUCCUGGAAGCUAUCGUGGAAGAACAGGAGGGUCCCUACUCUCCAAGAUUCUACGGUAUCAACAGGAGACAAGGGGUUCUAAUCUUCACCUGCGAAAACACUGAAACAGCAGAAUGGCUUAAAGGAAAGCAAGACUCCCUAAAGCCUUGGGAAGAGGCCAGUCUAAGGAUAGUACCAGAGGAAGAAAUCCCCCGUGCGAGAAUUGCGACUGUCUAUCUUCCUGAUAGCAUACUCGAUACAACCGAAAAGAUAACGAAGCUCUUAAAAGGACAGAACAAAGAGCUAUCUGUCGGAGAAUGGAACGUUCUGCGGAGAAGCGACGAGGGGAAAGGGGACCUUCUCUCAAAGGACCAUCCGUCUCGGCUCGAGGAAGAAAAGGGGACAAAGUCUCCAAGCAAUCCAAAAGAAGAGACGGGGAUGGACCACCUGGGGAAGGUGGGAAAAAGGCUACUGUUUGGUAAUGUUGAGGGCGGUGUUGGUGUUUCUGGUGAGUGUUUCAAGUGA